UCUGCGCGCUGUAUCUUUGACAUAUGUAUCCAACGCGUAGGACUCUAUUUAUGUAAACACAUACAUAUGUAUUAUAUAUAUGCACGUAUCAAUGUGCAGUACUCGUUUCUUUACUCGCAGAUAGGCGGCCUGUUAAAAAGUGCACCGAUUCGAAAUUGGCCCGCGGUCAUUUAUAACCUCGUGUUAUACGUGGGCACGAUAGAUUUUAUCUCCUAAUUACAGUAGAGCAAAUAGGCGUCGUAUUAAUACGAUGUGAUUAUAUGAAAACGAAACAAUGUGUACAUUACAUAUGUAUAUUCUCUAGUCGAUGCAGGUGGGGAUGCACAAACAUGUUUGUUUGCCAACGGGGAUCGAGUCGGUAAUUCUAAUACGCCGUGGCGUUUUACACCAGAUCGUUGUAGCUGUGGAAUUUGUUAGAGUGUCGUUUAGAUUGAUCUAUUAUUUUUACACGAAAAAUCAUCAAAGCUUGUAUACGUAUGCACUAUUAUGCACGAAGCUUGCAGCGUUAUGGAAAUGGGAAAAUCGUGAACAAUUUUGGAAGUAGUCGGCAUCAUUCUGUCCUGACCAACAAGACGUCUGGGAACAUUUCACUGAAUAAAAGAUCCCGAUGGCAGGACACGUGGAAUAAAUCUAACGUCGAUUAGAAGCAGACUUGCAGCCCUUUCCAGAGAAUCGUUUCUAAACGCGAGGCACGAAGUUUUUGGGAAUGUAAUUUAAGAAUGAUAACUCAUGUUCGGAAUGGAUCGUGCAGUCUGUACACCGCAAGAAUCGUGCCGCCAAUUCCAUAGUGGAUUGCAGAAUGGCUUGAAACAGGUGCCAGUGAAGAAUUUUUCGAAACUCAUAUCGAAAUAUAAAUAUUGCGCAAGUGGAUCUUGGAAAAUUGAGAAGAAGCAAAAAUUGCGAAAACUGACAACUGAAAUAAAAGGGUUCCAAUCAACGUUGCGAAUUUUCGAUGUAGAUAUGAGCUAUCGGUUUUUUCUAUUAACGUUCAUGGUGAUAGGAAUGUGUGACACGUUCGGUCAAUCUUUUUGGCGAAAUAAUUUGCCGAUUGCCUUGGAUGAAUCCACGUCGCUAGACGUUCAGCUAGAACGUGAUACUCUCAGUUAUCUUGAGCCUGCAUCGAGAGCUAAACGGUUUGAUGACUCUCAAAAUAUUGCGAACAGCUUUUAUAAAGGCAGACGAACGUCCAAAAAUUCCGUCAUUUUGAAACACAUGACCGUGAGAAAAUCAUACGCAAUCUAUCAUGAUGUUCAUCUGGAACUAGAAAUACCAGAUGCGCGCUACACGAUAUUCAAUUACGGUCCCAGCAAUUCGAUGAGGGAUCUACGGGUUUUGAACCGGUCCGAAAAAAAGUUUGCGAGGUCUACUCGAUGUAAGAGCAACAAGAGGCAAGUUUCUGGACGAGUUCGCACCGUGCCAACCAACCGUUUAUUCGAUAACGAUGGAGCCAGGCAGUCUACUCGGAACUGGAAAUCGAACGCUAAGAGGCCGAAUUUUGAUCUGGAGGUCGCCGGCAAAGUUCGUAGCAAUAAUCUUGAUUCCGCAACAGACGAAUCUAAUGCCAGACGAUUUUACUGGGAACCGAUCUUUGACGGUGGUGUAAUUGAAUCUAUUGGAAGUCUUUUUAGUGAUAGAAUCAAAGACGAAGCGAACAGGGAAAGGAUAGAAAGGGAAGAGAUUCGGAACGAGAAAUUGAUAAAGAAAUAUACAGCACUAUUGAAUGAUCCUGAGCAGUAUAAAAAGCUUCAACAAGAGUCUGCGAAUUCACCCAGUUACAUCAACCAGGUGAUCAGGCGAACUUUAUUGCCGAGGCUUGAAGAAGAGAUGAGAGAGUAUUCGGCGAACAAGCCGUUAUAGUCUUCGACCAGGCGUGGUUCAGACGAAUUGAACAAGGCUCGUAGAAGCGAUGAUUUUCGCAAUGACGAUACCGCAUCGUUCGAUACUAAAUACCAAUAAGAAAUUUCGUCAGUCUCCGGAGUGGUCGACACCUUCACGACAGUAAGACUCGGAUAAUGGCAAUGAAUACGUCGAACCAUCAUCAGUCGCUAUUAGUAUGACAAACUAUUUCGAGUAACAAAAUAGAUUCGAGUUUGAUUGCAGGAAGCAAAUGGAUUCGUGGCGUUAUUUUCUGAACGCGUGCAAGAUAUGUAUUUUUGGAUUGUAGUUUAGCCCGUCUGUCAUAAUUUUAUUACCAAUAUUUCGACUGUACUUACUCAUAACCUGGCAUAUUUUUCGGAGCUCUUUCGUACGGAAGUAGAAAAAACGGCGAAAAAACUGGUUUCUGAUCAGCAUACGCUUAAGUUGCGAGCUCAGAGUUCUUGCCGAAUCCAUUGGUAUUAGUUACAUCGUCGUUUAAUAACAAAUUACAAAGAGCAUUGGAAUUCACCGGGUGAUAUUACAACUUUACGCAAUCGUGCAGAUCGGCACGUUUUUGCUGGGUAUUCAUUUCGUUAAGCCGCUGUUAUGUCCGCCUUUAAUACCCGCGGGUAGUUACACGAGUAUAAGUAGAGACGAGGAUCAAGGAUCAUCUGCGGAGCGCAACUUACAAGCCGAAGAAUCACCUCAGGAGCGAUCCACCGUGAAAAACGAGUGGUCAUUAAUCAGAACGCGGUUCGUCUUAUCGAACGAUUUGCGUUUAGUACCCCACAUUUAUUCACAUAAUGUAUCAUCUUAUUUCGACGGGAAAAUUCGGGGAAUAAGGUCCGUAAAAA
Molecule: messenger RNA, 2711 nt
Organism: Neodiprion fabricii
Lineage: Eukaryota; Metazoa; Arthropoda; Insecta; Hymenoptera; Diprionidae
Exons: 9
Coding region: 730-1857 (375 amino acids)
Source: RefSeq, a predicted model, not a curated record